GCGUGAUGCAUUUUGCAGCUCAAACUAAGUAGUAACAGCCUCCCCUAGACAAUAGAUUUUGAUUUAACUAAUCCUUCCCUGAAACGCCAAUUAAAAAAAGCAUCAAAAGUGCCGCUUGAGUUUUUUGUCUCGUUCGUCUGUGACUUUUCUACUAUAUGCCAACGGUACAACGCUUGGUGUAAACAUUUGGGACAGAAGAGAAGAGGGGCUCUGUAACCUCAUGGAAAUUUUCUGCCAAAGGAGCGCCUCUUUAUCACCGUGGCCGCGCGUCUCAUUCGAGCUCCGAGCAUUAGAUGCCACAGUGACUUAUUCUUUCGGAUAGCUAGCACUAUAAUAUUCUGGAACAUACUUAGCAACAGGCACUUGGCACCACCUUGAAUGAUCCAAAGCCUGAUAUAUAGGGCACGCACUCCUCCCUUGGAAUUUCAUGGUGAAAUAGAAAAACUUCUGGAGGUGAUUAAGCAAUGGCUAGGGGAACAGGCAACGGCGGGCUUUCAAGCGAGAGAACACCGCUUCUAACUUCUAAUGGCACAGAUGACAAACGAGUUACUUUUCAGCAUGAUGAUGCAUCUGUAUCGGAUCUUGAACAUGGUGAUGCUGUACAGGCUGCGAAUGUGGGAUUCUGCCGCAUAUUGCGACUGGCACGGCCGGAGGCAGGGAAAUUGGCUAUAGCAACUGUGGCGCUUCUAGUUGCAUCAACAACAAACAUUUUAGUUCCAAAAUAUGGUGGCAAGAUUAUUGAUAUUGUUAGUGGAGAUGUCGAAACACAAGAAGAGAAGGCAGAAGCUUUUAAUGCCAUCAAAAACACUAUUGUGGAAAUACUUCUCAUAGUCGUUGUUGGUUCUUUUGCUACUUCAUUACGUGCAUGGUGGUUUUCAUCAACUAGUGAGCGUGUUGUUGCUCGCUUAAGAAAGACUUUGUUUCAGCAUCUUAUUGAACAAGAGAUAGCAUUCUUUGAUGUUACUCGAACAGGAGAACUUCUUAGCCGUCUUUCAGAAGAUACUCAAAUUAUAAAAAAUGCAGCAACAACAAAUCUUUCAGAAGCCCUGCGCAAUCUCACAACUGCACUAAUUGGCCUUGGCUUUAUGUUCCAAACAUCUUGGAAGUUAACGUUAUUGGCGUUGGCUGUAGUACCUGUAAUAUCAGUUGCUGUACGUAAAUUUGGGCGAUAUGUUCGUGAGCUGUCUCACAAGACUCAGGCUGCAGCUGCAGUGGCUGCAUCAAUUGCAGAGGAAUCAUUUGGUGCAGUACGUACAGUAAGAUCAUUUGCACAGGAAGGAUAUGAAAGCUCACGGUAUGGAGAAAAAGUAGAUGAGACUUUGAAGCUUGGCCUUAAGCAAGCUAUGGUGAUUGGGCUAUUUGCCGGAGGAAUGAAUGCAGCAUCAACUCUGUCAGUUGUUACUGUUGUUAUCUAUGGUGCUUACUUGACCAUAUAUGGGUCCAUGACAACUGGAGAUCUAACCUCUUUCAUACUUUACAGCCUCACAGUGGGUUCGUCUGUGUCUUCUUUAUCAGGACUAUAUACAACAGCUAUGAAGGCUGCAGGAGCAAGUCGGCGAGUCUUUCAGCUAUUAGAUCGCAUUUCAAGCAUGCCAAAAUCAGGAAACAAAUGUCCUUUACAGGACCAUGAUGAGGGAGAGGUUGAACUCAAGGAUGUUUGGUUUGCCUAUCCUUCACGUCCCAACAAUAUGGUUCUCCAGGGAGUGCACCUGAGGCUGAAACCUGGGGCUAAAGUUGCUCUUGUAGGACCUAGUGGGGGUGGUAAGACAACAAUUGCAAACUUAAUAGAAAGAUUCUAUGAUCCUAUUAAGGGAAAGAUCCUUCUUAAUGGAGUGCCUUUGGCGGAUAUCUCACAUCAACAUUUGCAUGAAAAGGUGAGCAUUGUGAGCCAGGAACCAGUUCUUUUCAACUGCUCAAUAGCAGAAAACAUUGCAUAUGGAGUGAAGGGCAGGGCCCCUACUGUCGAUGUUGAAAAUGCAGCUAAAAUGGCCAAUGCUCAUGACUUUAUAUCAAGGUUUCCAGAAGGCUACAAUACACAUGUUGGAGAGCGUGGUGUGAGGCUUUCAGGAGGCCAGAAGCAACGGAUAGCUAUAGCAAGGGCAUUACUGAUGGAUCCUCGUGUGCUCCUUCUGGAUGAGGCUACAAGUGCGUUGGAUGCAGAGAGCGAGUACUUGGUUCAAGAUGCCAUGGACCACUUGAUGAAAGGGCGCACUGUUCUAGUUAUAGCACAUCGGCUUUCAACUGUUCAAAGUGCAAAUACUGUUGCAGUUGUGUCGGGUGGUGAAAUAGUUGAAAGUGGCAGUCAUGAAGAAUUGCUUGAAAAGAAUGGUAUCUAUACGUCCCUAGUUCGAAGGCAAUUGCAAGGAACUAAAAAUGAGGUUUAAAUUUUGUCAGCCAGAACAAAAUUUGGAAUCACACUGCUGAAGCAGUGGCUUGAUGCCAGAUUGAUAGCCAACAAGUAUAGCUAGUAAAAGAAAUGGAAUAAGAUCUGGUACUCAACAUAUACCAAAUAUUAUGUAAAUCUAAAUUUAUGAAAGCAAAUCCUUCCGGUAAUGUCUUAAACUCAAUGUAAAACUUCCUUAUUGUUUUAUGUGCAAAGAUCAAAAGAAUCGUUGAACUCUUUUAGCAGUUAAAGGAAGUCUCCAUCCAUCUGUUGACUAUUAAAAUUGUCUAAAAACAAUAGCUAGAAGCUCCUCCUUUCAAUAUAUUCUUAUGCAUUCACAUUA
Cryptomeria japonica (Japanese cedar) is the source of this 2726-nucleotide messenger RNA. RefSeq names its product ABC transporter B family member 25. The coding region runs from base 465 to 2384 and encodes 639 amino acids. NCBI's taxonomy places the organism in Eukaryota, Viridiplantae, Streptophyta, Pinopsida, Cupressales, Cupressaceae. Gene Ontology annotation, cellular component: membrane. Gene Ontology annotation, biological process: transmembrane transport. Gene Ontology annotation, molecular function: ABC-type oligopeptide transporter activity; ATP hydrolysis activity; ATP binding. The transcript has 17 exons. The record is from RefSeq and is a predicted model, not a curated record.